ACUUUGGUUCCGCUGCGAAAAAAAAAAUGGCCUCGACCGCUCACACGGCAACAAAAGCCAAAUGAUCUGCUCCCGUACUGGACUUGGUAGCGAGAACCGUGAACCCUUUUCGCGAGGCGCCCUGCUGGGGGAGAGCCUGGAGUUUGUUACGGCACUUGGAGGAGUGACGAGGCCGACGGAUAAUGCCACAGUGCCUGUGGCCAGAGCCGCUGUCACCCGCACAACUGAAGCGGCUGGAGGAGCAUAAAUACAGCGCCUCCGGUCGCUCCCUGUUCGAGCCUCCGUGCCAGGUCUACUGGAACUGGCUGGUCCUGCAGGUACCGACAUGGGUCGCACCGAACACGCUGACCAUUGUUGGACUCCUGGUGAACGUCCUGUCCACGGUGGUGCUGGCGUGGUACUGCCCCACGGCAACGGAGGAGGCUCCGGCAUGGACCUUCCUCCUGUCUGCGCUGGGCCUCUUCAUUUAUCAGUCUCUGGAUGCUAUUGAUGGGAAACAGGCCAGGAGGACAAACAGCAGCUCACCGCUAGGCGAACUGUUCGACCACGGCUGUGAUGCCGUCUCCACAGUCUUUGUCGCUGUGGGAACCUGCAUUUCAUGCGGAAUAGGAAGAUACUCCAACUGGAUGUUCUUCUGUGGUUUCAUUGGGAUGUUUAUGUUCUUCUGUGCCCACUGGCAGACCUAUGUAUCCGGGACGCUCCGCUUUGGGCUGGUCGACGUCACAGAGGUGCAAAUUGCCAUCAUGAUCAUGUACCUGAUGUCCGCUUUCGGAGGCGUGAGCCUUUGGGAAGCCGUGUUGCCUGGGAUAGGAGUGCCGCUGUUUGUUUUCCCCAUCAUGGGCAUCAUCGGCGGCGCCCUGUACUCCUGCUACAACUACUUCUAUGUGAUUCUGAAUGGAGGCGUUGGAAAGAAUGGCUCCACUGUGGCUGAUACCAGCGUCUUGACACCUGGUCUACACAUCGGUCUAGUCCUCACCUUGGCCUUCAUCAUUUUUAAGAAGUCGUCCAGCCAUCUGUUUGAGCACCAUCCCUGUCUGUACCUGCUAACCUUCGGCAUGGUCAUCGCCAAGAUCUCCAACAAGCUGGUGAUAGCACAUAUGACCAGAAGUGAGUUACAUCUUCCAGACACGGCCUUCCUUGGGCCUGGGCUCCUCUUCCUCAACCAGUACUUCAACAGCUUCAUUGAUGAAUACAUAGUCCUCUGGAUCGCCAUGGUCCUUUCUCUUCUGGAUCUGACACGGUACUGCACAGGCAUGUGCCUCCAGAUCGCCUCCCACCUUCGCAUCCGGGUCUUCAGCAUCACGCCGCAGGCCAGCACCCACCAGGACUGACGGCUUGCCCGGCGGGAGGAGGCGGGAGGAGACGCAGAUCUCUCCCCGCUUCUGAAAGCAGACGACCAACACAACGAGGAAAGACCUUCGACCCCGAGCCACUGCAGCCUUGACAAAGUAACCACCUCUGAUUAAAAACUGCCUCACUCAUAAAAAAAGGAACAAAUAAACCAACCCGACACCGCAAACCAAAAAAGAUAAAAAGAAAACGGCUUGAAAAGCUGUUCAGUGGAGAAUUAAGUGAGAAGUUGUUUAAAAUUCUUACUGCUGAAACCAAUAUGAUUUAGUUUAAAAAUUGGUGCACGCCGUAGAGGAAAAUGUCGAUUGUUAUCGCAACCAAAACACCAAAUGUUUUUAUAACAAAGUAUUCUUAUUUGUUUUUAAUUUAAAAGAAUGACUGAGUUUAUCAUAUUUUUUUUAAUUCUCCACAUAAUUAACAGUAAAACCAAACAUCUCUUUUAAAUAUUCCCAAACUAAAUAGAUUGGCCAAUGCAUCUUUUGACUUUUUUUUAUUUAUUCAGUGUUUCAAUGUGACACAAAUCAGGGCUUUAAAACUGUAAUAUUUGAAAUCUCAGUAAUUCAAAUGAAAUCUCUAAUGUGAAGUGGCAGGUUGUCAAUGAGCUCUGUGAAGGGGUAGGGGUCACGUGUUGAUGCUGAAAACGACGACAGGUCCCUCUUUGAAGUUAUUCCACAAACAUUACUCUCAUUUAAAGGGAAUUUACUUUUCAUAACGUUAAGUCAUUAAUAAAACAUCCACACCCUGGUAUUCGGAGUGCUGUCGACUUAUGAAGCAUUAACACUCGACUCGUUCUGCUUUCUCAUUUCUUCUCCCUAAAGGGCUAAUACGUAAUUAUGUAUGAUUGUACAGAAGUUAACUGAAUACGCCUUAAAUAUUUUUGUUUGUAAUUACUGUUUUACUUGUAUUUAAAGCAAAUUUGUAUGUGUUUUUUUUUUUUUUUUUUUUAGUUUUUUUCCACUAAAGUUUAUCAAAUACAGCAAUAGUUGCAAUACAACAACUCCACUGGAAUAUUGCUUUUGGUUUUAUUUUUCAUUGUUCGCCUACCUGAGUGAAUUUCAUUGUGUGAUUUAUUUGGUAAAGUGAUUAUUAGUAAUUGUAUAUUGAUUGAUUAUCAAUUAAUAAUUGUGUAUUGAUCAAUUAUCAUGGCAAUGUUGUGCUUUGACACAUAUUUUAGCUACGUUGGGAUCUGAAGGGAUUUUUUCAAGAGGCAGUAAAAUGUCCUUGAUUUUGUUAUGAAACAUUUUCAUCUCACAUUCUGCUUUCGCACCAUUAAUGACCCUACAAAAGGAGCGCGGUAUUAAGACACUAUUUUGCAUAAUUUCCAGAUGAAUGUUUGAACUAUGCAUUGACAUGUAAUUUGAUUCCAAUCACCUCAUUGUACUGUUCGGUGACACAGUUAAACAUUUCUAAUAACAGAUGUGAAUGAAAAGAUUGUAAUAAAGAUCAUAUUUUUCAUCGUU
This is a messenger RNA of Fundulus heteroclitus (mummichog), 2810 nucleotides long. RefSeq names its product choline phosphotransferase 1 (gene chpt1). The transcript has 8 exons. Bases 183 to 1331 code for a protein of 382 amino acids. Gene Ontology annotation, molecular function: diacylglycerol cholinephosphotransferase activity. Gene Ontology annotation, cellular component: endoplasmic reticulum membrane; Golgi apparatus. The record is from RefSeq and is a predicted model, not a curated record. Gene Ontology annotation, biological process: phospholipid biosynthetic process. Lineage: Eukaryota; Metazoa; Chordata; Actinopteri; Cyprinodontiformes; Fundulidae.